AUGGAAGAAGGUACCUAUGAAGUACAUGGUGGUGGGGCAGAAAAUGUGCUUCCUCAAUAUGAUGAUGCUUUUGAUGGUGACCAUGAAAUGGAGGCUACUUGGGAAGAUGAAGAGUUACAUAGUAUGUCUGAAGGUGAUGAUGAUGAUGUUAUUGUGAGGAACAGGAGUAUGAGGUUUCAUGAUGAGGAUAUGAGGGCAGAAUUUAACUUUAGAGUAGGUAUGGAAUUUAUUUCAUUGGAAGAGUUUAAGGUUGCUGCUAAGGACCAUGCUGUUCUCACGGGAAGGGAGAUUUAUUUCCCCAAAAAUGACACAACCAGGGUUAGGGCUGCUUGCAAGAAGGAUUGUAAAUGGGUUAUGUUGUGUAGCAAAGUGGGUGGGAGACAAACUUUUGCAAUUAAGACAUUGAGUGGCCCUCAUACUUGUGCCAGAGUAUUCAACAAUAAGAAUGCUACUUCCAAAUUUGUUGCUAAGAAAUUGGUGGAGAAACUGAGGGGUUCAAGGACAAUGAGGCUCAAUGAUGUUGUUGAUGAGAUGAGGUUGGGUUUUUCCACUGGCAUCACAAGGUAUAGAGCUUGGAAGGGAAGACAGCUUGCUUUGCAGAUAGUUGAGGGAGAUGCAAGCAAACAAUACACAUUGCUAUAUAAAUUCAGUGCUGAACUGAGGAGGGUUUGUGCAGGAAAUACAUGCAAAAUGCAGUUGGAGAAUCCUGCUGGAAGCAUACAACCUAGGUUUGGCAGAUUCUAUAUGUGUCUAGAAGGUUGUAAGAGGGGAUUUCUUCAGGGUUGUAGACCCUUUAUUGGAUUAGAUGGUUGUCAUUUAAAGACAAUGUAUGGAGGUAUUCUCUUAUGUGCUGUAGCAAGGGAUCCUAAUGACCAAAACUUUCCCUUGGCUUUUGCUGUAGUGGAGUCAGAGUGCAAGGAAAGCUGGCAGUGGUUCCUUGAUCUGCUACUGCUUGAUAUUGGUCCAGAUAGAAGGUGGAUCUUCAUAUCUGACCAACAGAAGGGGCUACUGAGCUGUUUGGAGGGAUUUGAACACAGGUUUUGUUUGAGGCAUCUUUAUGCAAACUUCAAAAAGAGGUUUGGAGGUGGGGUUGUAAUUAGAAACAUUAUGAUGGCAGCAGCAAAGGCUACUUAUCGCCAGCAGUGGGAAGCAAAAAUGUUGGAGCUGAGGGAACAAAAUAAUGCAGCAUGGGAGUGGAUGAUGGGAAUACCUACCAGGACUUGGUGCAAGCAUGACUUCACCUUCUACCCCAAGUGUGAUGUGCUCAUGAACAACUUGUCAGAGUCAUUCAACUCCACAAUUCUAUUGGCAAGGGACAAGCCAAUUCUGACCAUGAUGGACUGGAUCAGAACAUACUUGAUGGGAAGGUUUGCAACCUUGAGGGAGAAGUUUCACAAGUAUAGAGGGGAGGUAAUGCCUAAGCCUUUGAGGAGGUUAGCAUGGGAGACUGAUAAGGCUUCUCAUUGGUUUCCAACAAUGUCCUCAGAAUGGAGGUUUGAAGUGAAGCACAUUGUAUUAGGUGAGGGAUUUGUGGUGGACUUGAGCAAAAGUUCAUGCACAUGCAAUCUGUUUGAUUUGGUUGGCAUACCAUGCAGGCAUGCAGUGGCUGCCAUAGCAUGUAAAAGGAUGAAACCAGAAGAUUUUGUGCAUCCAUACUAUAAGAGAGCUGCAUAUGAAGCUACAUAUGGGCAUGAGAUCACUCCUAUCAAUGGCCAAGAGUUAUGGCAGCCUACAAAUGACCCUGAGAUACUUCCUCCCAUAAAGAAGAGAGGGCCUGGAAGGCCUAAGAAGCUGAGAAGAAGGGACCCCUUUGAAGAUUUAGGUAGCACAAGACUCAGCAGGACUGUUGCUAAACACAAAUGCAGUAGGUGUGGUCAGCAUGGCCAUAAUUCAAGGAGAUGCCCAAAUCCAGUGGAGAGUCAAGAACCAGAAGCAGGACAAGGGUCUGAACCAGGACAAGAUCCAGUUGCAGCAGGACAAGGAUCUCAGCCAGUUGAAACACAAGAGGAUGCAUCUCAGGUCAUCAAUGCCACACAAGAUGCAAAUAUCCAGUUUGAUGAAAUACCUGCCAUGCUAAGGGAACAAUGGGAUCAAGACAUGGCAAGAUUGCACUAUGUUCAUGGAGCAGGGCCAUCUAAUGUUGGUGGUGGAAGUGGAUCUGCUGGUGGAUCUGCUGCUGUUCAAGAGGAGCCAUCUCAAGUUGUGCAGGCACUCCAAUCUCAAGUUGCUAAAUGAGAGGGUUGAAGGUUGUUGUGGU
Molecule: messenger RNA, 2257 nt
Organism: Lotus japonicus
Lineage: Eukaryota; Viridiplantae; Streptophyta; Magnoliopsida; Fabales; Fabaceae
Exons: 4
Coding region: 1-2235 (744 amino acids)
Molecular function (GO): nucleic acid binding; zinc ion binding
Source: RefSeq, a predicted model, not a curated record